AUAAGACUCAUGCAAUUAUAAGCACAACCUGUGAAGUCCUCUUCUGUUUCUUAUCUAUUCCUAUCAUGCAUCUCUCUAGCUACUUCUGGUUCUGGAUCAAGCUCUUCAGAUCAUAAACACUUCUUAUAACUUGCUCAUCUUGUACCUAAGCCUUCACUUAUAUAUAUUCAUAUAUUUCUUUGCUAAAUCUUAGAGUUCAUCGAGUUUAAUUUGCAUGGUUUCAAUUCUACUGACUCCAAAUUAGGUAUGAGCAACACAAUGAUGCCAAUGAUGAAAGUCAUGUUCUAUUUGGCUUAUGACAGAGGGUAACUAAAAACCGAAUUCGUUCAUACUUUCUAAUCUCCAUUUGAAGUCUUUGUUCAUAGCCAUUCAAACAAAUUCAAUCUCUUGAUAGUCCAACAUCCAUCUUUUCUAUUAUUUGGUUUGGCCUUGUAGUCCUUUGUACAUCUAGUGAUUUAUUUGUUCCUAGUUACUAGAAGAAAUGGAUUUGGCUAAAGGAAAAGGGAAAAAGGGGGUCAUCAUCAGGACGUUGGAACGAUGCUGGUCAUGGGAUGGUGGCAUUGGCAAGAGUUCAUCAAGGAUUCGACGUGUUCUGAUGAUGAAAAACAAGUCAUGGCCUCGGAUUAGGGCUGCACCGGAGGAGCAAAAGCGCGGGAAGAAAAGUCGAGUGGCUCCUGAAGGUUGCUUCUCAGUGUAUGUUGGACCACAGAAACAAAGGUUUGUGAUCAAGACCGAAUAUGCCAACCACCCACUCUUCAAGAUGCUGCUUGAAGAAGCUGAGCUAGAGUAUGGGUUCAACAGUGAAGGCCCUCUUGAGCUUCCAUGCAACGUGGAUCUUUUCUAUGAGGUCUUGAUGGAAAUGGAUCACUCUGAAGAGAUCCCUAAGGGUUGUGGCUUUGUUAAGAGUCACAGCUCAUAUAACCUUCUCAGUCCAUCUCGACUUGUUGCCAUGAAUCAGUUCUGAUCAUCGAUGUGCUUUGGAUUGUGGUUUUUUUUUUUUUUUUUUUUAAUUUGCAUGAAUUUAAGACCUUGUUAUGUGUUUUUAGAUAUGAGAAUAAUCAUAUAUAUAUAUAUAUAUAUAAUUUCUGUUAUAUAUAUAUAUAUAUAUAUAUAUACCUACUUUUGUACAUUAGAUCUAGAAGGAGGCAAGCUGUAUAUCUAAGGUACCUUUUGAUCGUGUUAAAGUAGUUAUAAUGCCAGCUUUGUAUUGAUUGAGGUUUUGUCUUCUCACUAUUUCAUACUAAUUCCCUUUUAUUAUUAUUAAUAUUAUUGUUUUUUUCUGUAGUUUUUCAACUCAUAAUGAAUUUAGAU
Molecule: messenger RNA, 1311 nt
Organism: Cornus florida
Lineage: Eukaryota; Viridiplantae; Streptophyta; Magnoliopsida; Cornales; Cornaceae
Product: auxin-responsive protein SAUR71-like
Exons: 1
Coding region: 482-964 (160 amino acids)
Biological process (GO): response to auxin
Source: RefSeq, a predicted model, not a curated record